UCCAGCCACGGUCCCCCGGGGCGGCCCUGGAGAUGCCCGAGGGCCUCCCUUCUGUUGUCCCCAGCGGGACUUAGCUAGACACAGCCACGGGGGUGGCCAUGGGGAGGUGGUGGCCAGCCCCGGCCCUGGUGGUCAUCAAGACUUCGCUGAUCCUGCUGGUACUGCUGGCACCCUCACAGGCCCUGGUGCGAGCCAUACUGGACAGUAACUCCAGCACCAUGGACUUUGCUGAUCUGCCUGCCCUCUUCGGGGUCCCUCUGGCCCCCGAGGGUCUCCGGGGCUACCUGAUGGAGGCCAAGCCAGCCAACGCAUGCCAGCCCAUUGAGAGACCGAGGCUGGGCAACAGCUCGCUGGGCGCCAUUGUCCUGAUCCGCCGCUACGACUGCACGUUCGACUUGAAGGUGCUGCAUGCCCAGCGGGCCGGCUUCGAGGCGGCCAUCGUGCACAAUGUCCGCUCCGAUGACCUGGUGCGCAUGGCCCACGUGUAUGAGGACGUGAGGCGCCAGAUCGCCAUUCCCUCCGUGUUUGUGGGCGAGGCCGCCUCGCAGGACCUGCGGGUCAUUGUGCGCUGUGACAAGACAGCCCACGUGCUCCUGCUGCCCGACUACCCCCAGUGCUCUGAUCUGAACUGCCACCCCGUGCUGGCCGUGUCCUGGGUGCUGGGCCGUGCCCUGGCCCUGCUCACCUCCACUUUCCUCGUCCUGCGCAGCGUGUGGCACUGGGUGUGGGCCUGGUGGCACCGCGGGCCUGCCGCCAAGACGCCCACCCGGCAGAAGGCCCAGGUGCGCACCUUCACCCGACACAGUGACCUGUGUGCCAUCUGUCUAGACGAGUACGAGGAAGGUGACCAGCUCAAGAUCCUGCCCUGCUCCCACACCUACCACUGCAGAUGCAUCGACCCCUGGUUCGCCCAGGCCGCCCGGCGCACCUGCCCCAUGUGCAAGCAGUCCGUGGCUGGCACUGAGGACGGCUCGGAGUCCGCUGUUGAGAGCUUCGGCGAUGAGGAUGCAGCCGUGCCUGGCCGCCAGCCGCCCAUCUGGGCCGUCCAGGCCCGGCUGCGCUCCCGGAGGCUGGAGCUGCUGGCCCGAGCCAGCCCGCGCAGCCACUGCAGUGCCGCGCCCGUGGGGGUGUCCUCAGGGAGGUCCCUGCCACCACGCUGA
Loxodonta africana (African savanna elephant) is the source of this 1160-nucleotide messenger RNA. It is a transcript of the gene ZNRF4, whose product is annotated as zinc and ring finger 4. The record is from RefSeq and is a predicted model, not a curated record. Gene Ontology annotation, biological process: ubiquitin-dependent protein catabolic process. The coding region runs from base 99 to 1160 and encodes 353 amino acids. Lineage: Eukaryota; Metazoa; Chordata; Mammalia; Proboscidea; Elephantidae. Gene Ontology annotation, molecular function: ubiquitin protein ligase activity. The transcript has a single exon.